GAAUUGUGGCGCACGGUUUUUACGCAGGAUUUUGAAUUUUCACGUGCAUUUUUGUAAUAUAAAACGUCGAGCGAGGUCGUAGUAUCGCAAUGACCAGAUCAAGAACAAGCAGCUUUCGAACCGGUAGCGUGAGGUCCAUCAUGCCAGUCACCACAAGUUCCAGCAUAUUCGGACGGAGUAUGUUCGAAAAAUUUGUACCGAAGCAACCAAAAAAGAAAAUUAAAACGUUUUAUGAUAACUGGGCAGAGCACUAUGAUUGUGACAUGUUGGAUAUGGGCUACAGGUUGCACGACGUGGCAACCACAAUACUAAUGGAGAACAUGGAAAACUGCACCGAUGAUGAUUGCUUCGUUAUUGAUUUCGGAUCCGGUACUGGUCUUAUUGGGAAUAAAUUGCGAAAAAAAGAUUUUAAUGGAAUUCUACAUGGUGUGGAUGAAAGUCGCUCCAUGCUUGAAAUGGCAAAUCGAAAACAUGUUUAUGACGAUUUAUACCAGCAGCAUUUAGCAGUCAACGAGAAAAUUGACAUCACAGAAAACUUAUUGUACGAUGGUUUAUCAUGUGUAGCGUCGUUUGGAACAGAACAUAUUCAUCCGAAGAUGUUUCCUGAUUUUGUAAACCUUGUGAAAGGCGACGGUGUCUUGGUUUUCACGGCUCCGAAUCAUCCGCGAGACGAAACAGAUAAAGUCGAAUUAGAAUCCGAAAUUAAAAAACUCGUUGAAAAAGAAACGAUUCGAAAAAUAAGUGAAACGACGGAAUGUUAUUUCACUCAAGGUAGAACAUCAAGAGAAUCACAUAUGGCUGCUACAUGUCAACUUUAUUGCUACAAGAAAAAUCCGGAUAAUACGCAAUUCACGAAAUUUUGAAGAUUUGAAAAAUGGUAGAAGUAUUUUUCGUUUUAUAUGGAAUCAGUACAUGGAAGAUGUGUAAAAAUAUACAGUUGGGUAACUGUCUCUAGAUGUUUCACAACUUCUUUAUGCUCUGAUUGUUGCGAAAACUCACAAUUUCUCGCGUUAAGAUAUGGAAGAUCUAAGUAGUGAGUCGCAAAUCUUAGAUUGAGUUGGCCCAAGUAUUCGGAUGAAAUACGCGA
Styela clava is the source of this 1087-nucleotide messenger RNA. Its product is annotated as methyltransferase-like protein 27. Gene Ontology annotation, molecular function: methyltransferase activity. NCBI's taxonomy places the organism in Eukaryota, Metazoa, Chordata, Ascidiacea, Stolidobranchia, Styelidae. The record is from RefSeq and is a predicted model, not a curated record.